Sphaerulina musiva SO2202 is the source of this 2038-nucleotide messenger RNA. Its product is annotated as S-adenosyl-L-methionine-dependent methyltransferase. Lineage: Eukaryota; Fungi; Ascomycota; Dothideomycetes; Mycosphaerellales; Mycosphaerellaceae. Bases 447 to 1856 code for a protein of 469 amino acids. Gene Ontology annotation, molecular function: methyltransferase activity. The record is from RefSeq and is a predicted model, not a curated record. The transcript is spliced from 9 exons.
CUCCUGCUGCACAUGUGAAGAUACCAACCGUAUACCCGGAUCUUCUUCUUCUUCUCCUCCUCCUCCAUCGUCGUCACUACUCAUACCCCUUCGAAGAAAAUAAAAUAAAAAUUCUCGCCUACACACACCAUUGGAUCAUCCAUCCACCCCUGCUCAUAUCUCGUGCUGAUCCCGCAGCUGGACCCGGCUUUUCGGUUCCCAUCGAUCUGGGACGUCGUCCUUUGGGCGGUGGUGAUAUGGUCCUGGUGGUGGCUUGACCGCCCUGGGUCGUACUACUGCUCCCACACCGACGUCUCGUGGGGGCCGGCGACGGCUUUUUUUUGCUUGCUUACUUGCUUACUUCACACACACCAUACGAAUCGAACACAUUGUCGAUAGAGAGGACUUUUUUUUUUCUCUUUCGACCUUGCUUGCUUGUUGGUGCUGGUGCUGCACCUGCUGCAAACAUGCCUCUCUCUGAUCAAAUUCCGAUUGAUGACCAUUAUUCUACAUAUUCGGGCGAACGCGGCCAUGGAGAAGAAAGUCGCAGCUAUACGUCCGGCCGGACGUUGGCUACCACUACGACCAUGUAUCGACACGAAAAUGGGAGAACGUAUCAUGCCUAUCGGGAUGGCGAAUAUUGGCAACCCAAUGACGAGAAGCAAAACAAUCACGAAGCAAUAGUACACCACCUCUGCAUCCUCACCCUCCGCGACCAACUCUUCCUCGCCCCCGUCACCAAUCCCACACGAAUCCUCGACAUCGGCACCGGCACCGGAAUCUGGGCCACAGACAUUGCAGACCGCUUCCCCUCGGCCGAAGUCAUUGGAACCGAUCUCUCGCCCGUGCAACCGGGCAUGCAACCCGACAACUGCCACUUUGAAAUCGACGACUGCAUGGCCGAGUGGGUCUAUCCCGAAUCCCAUUUCGACUUUAUUCAUAUCCGAGGCCUGUUUGGGAGUAUCUCGGACUGGCCGACUUUGUAUCAACAGUGUUAUUCGCACUUGCAACCGGGGGGUUGGAUUGAACAGGUGGAAUGGAGUAUUCAGAAUCGGUCGGCGGAUGGGAGUUUGAGGCCGAAUUCUACUUUGGCAAAAUGGAGUAUGUAUGGAAUCGAAUGUGGCCGAAGACUCAAAAAGACGUUUAAGAUUGCCGAGGAAAUGGCUGGAAUGAUCAGCUCUGCUGGAUUCGUCGAUGUGGUCGAGAAGCGCUUCAAAUGGCCCAUUGGACCAUGGAGUUCCGAUCCUCGAUUAAAGGAAAUCGGGAGAUGGAAUCUGUUGAACUGGGAGGAAGGAAUGGAAGGCUGGGUGAUUGCUCCUUAUACCAGAGUGCUGGGUUGGUCUGCUGCGGAUGUCCAGGAAUGGCUGGCGGAGAUUCGAAAGGCUUUGAGAGACCGGAAGAAACAUGUAUACCAUGAAGUACGGCUGGUGUAUGCCCGGAAACCCUUCGAUCAUGAGAUGCGCAAACCAGAAGAAGCCACAAGUCAUGAACCAAGCAAUAAUGGGAGUUGCUCAGUGGAACAUCGAGAAGAAGCCCAGCAACCAGUCGCCCAAACAAAUCCAGAUGAAAAAGAAACGCAACUACCACUGCCCGAGACGAGUGGAGAAGAAGUGCAAACACCACUCGUCGAAACCAGUCAACUAGAAGAAGCUCCAAUACCACUCGACCAGGCGAGUCGAGAAGAAGCUCCAACGCCACUCGCCCGAGAGAAUCCGAUCUGCAACAACAGCGAACGCGGUACCUCUGACGAAAAGCAGGUCCCAGACAGUGCUGCAGCAGCAGCAGCAGCAGCAGCUACGAGCGACAAAGUUGUCGUUGUCGUCGAUGAAGCAUCUAUACGACAAUCUCUCGAGAGCGUAGAUAUCAGAGAAGAGUGAGACUUGGGGGGGUCGUAUACGAUGUCUGUCUCAACGACCUGACAUUUCAUUUCAUUUCAUAUUUGUAACGAGGAAAAGGGAAAUUCUUAGGGGCCCACGCAAUAUUCCUCUGGAUACAUGUAUACCACAAAUGUACGAUUGAUGAUAUCUUUAUAUAUAUCGGAGAAGCAACGAAUGCCGAC